GCUGAGAAGCAGAAGAUCUUGGCACAAUUGGCCGAUAUUUUCGAUCGCCAGAAUUUCAUGUUGGUGGCAAGCCGUGCGCUGAUGGCAUUCGGGGCGCCGCUGCACCGGCUCGAAGCCAAUCUGAUUACGAUAGCGCUGCAUCCUGGACGUCGAAGCAUCGGUAGCUGUCCUGCCAGGCAUCAUCCUGAUCAGCUUCGGCGACAAGGACACACGGUCGUCAGGAGACACAUAUCGUGCGGAUGGCCACCGGCUACGAUAUGCACCGGCUGGAGCGCACGAACCGCUGUAUCAGACGCGUGCUGAAGAACCGGAUUUCGGUUGGCAAGGGCGUCAGGAACAUCGAGAGGAUCCUGGCCACCCCUCCUCUGUACCCGUGGUGGCUGAUGCUGCUUGUCUUUAUUGCCUCGUCGUUCUUCAUCAGCCCGCUAUUCUGGAACGGCCAGUGGGCGGAUGCCGGGGCAAGCGCCAUGAUGGGUCUGAUUGUCGGGCUCCUGCAGCUGCUUGCUGGCCGCUUCUCCAACUACGCCAACCUGUUCGAGGUGUCGUCGGCCUUUAUUAUCGGAUUCGUUGCGUCGCUGAUGCAAGACAAGAUCUGCUUUGGCGUUGUUUCCUUUGCAGGCAUCUGCCAGCUCCUGCCUGGCCUGGGUCUGACCCUGUCAAUUAUCGAGAUGGCCUCCAAGAACAUGAUUUCGGGCACUGUGCGCUUUGUCUAUGCCAUGUGCCAAUGCUUCUUGCUGGGCUACGGCAUCUCUGUCGGCUCUACGAUGGGCACACGUGUGCGCGGCUUCCAAAACAGCCCCGUGGACUCGGUUGUGUCGUCAAUGAACGGGCUCGGCAACUGCAGUACUGGGCUCAGCAAGCUCUGGUGGUUCCUGUUCCUGCCGAUGCUCGCCAUUACGUUCAACAUGAGCAUCUCGGCGCACUGGCGCCAGCAGCCCAUCAUGGUCAUGGCCGGCGCCGUCGGGUACACCGUGUCGUAUUUUGCGGGCAAGAGCAGUGCGCUGACCGACAUUGCCCCAGCCAUCGGCGCCUUUGCCAUGGGCCUGUUUUCCAACGUCCUGGCGUCGUUCUCAAACCACAGAUCGGCCAUUGAGCCGAUUCUUGGCGGUGUGCAGCUCCUGGUGCCUGGGUCGCUCGGGCUGAGGACUGUGCUGGCGUUUAUCUCGUCCUCUGGGUCGAGUUCAGGCACCUUCCUGUACAACGUGUUCUCGACAAGCCUGAGCAUUGCUGUCGGUCCUGUUCCUGAGCGGCAUGGUCGUGUUCCCGAACCGCAAGAAGCGGGUUGGCCUGAUGACCUUUUAGGAGAUGCUCAGUUUUGAACCAAAACUAUUCUGGUUGUGAUAUCAGGAUUAUAUAUAUAUUUUGACAUUUAUUAAGUUAUAAGCUAGACCCCUUUG
Molecule: messenger RNA, 1397 nt
Organism: Linderina pennispora
Lineage: Eukaryota; Fungi; Kickxellomycota; Kickxellomycetes; Kickxellales; Kickxellaceae
Exons: 1
Coding region: 240-1319 (359 amino acids)
Biological process (GO): transmembrane transport
Molecular function (GO): transmembrane transporter activity
Source: RefSeq, a predicted model, not a curated record